Messenger RNA from Apis florea (little honeybee), 1397 nucleotides. RefSeq names its product 8-oxoguanine DNA glycosylase (gene Ogg1). Gene Ontology annotation, molecular function: damaged DNA binding; 8-oxo-7,8-dihydroguanine DNA N-glycosylase activity. NCBI's taxonomy places the organism in Eukaryota, Metazoa, Arthropoda, Insecta, Hymenoptera, Apidae. The record is from RefSeq and is a predicted model, not a curated record. Gene Ontology annotation, cellular component: nucleus. Gene Ontology annotation, biological process: base-excision repair, AP site formation; base-excision repair; nucleotide-excision repair.
GUUUCCGUUAGCCAACUUGCCAAAAAUGCGCAGUUUUUUAUAUCUAUAAAAAAAUGAAUGCAUAUAUAUUUAAAAUUUAAUUUUCUGAAUAAUUAAAAUUUUUUUGUAUCGUUAAAAAUUUUACUACUUAAUAUAAAGUAUUGUGCAUUAGUAGAAAAAAUUAAAGUCAAUUCAUUAAGAAGUAUAAGACAAUUAAAAAUGAAAAUGUAUGAAAAUGAAGUAAGAAUAAAACAUGGUGAAAUCGUUUGCCCAUCAUCAGAAUUAGAUUUAGGUGCCACUUUGAAAAGCGGUCAAAGUUUUAGAUGGUUUUGUCAUAACAAUGGAUAUCGAGGAGUAUUUGAUGGAUGUGUUUGGACUCUUAUGCAAAAUGAUACACAUUUGUCCUACAUUGUACAAGGUCCAUUAAUAGAUUCUAAAAACUAUGAUGAGAUUUUAUCUGAAUACUUCAGAUUGAAUGAAUGUUUAACAGAUCUAUGCAAAAAAUGGUCCGCAAUAGAUCAACAUUUUAAAAAAUCCUUAAAUAAAAUAAGCGGUGUUAGAAUAUUAAAUCAGAAUGUUAUUGAAAAUGUUUUUUCUUUUAUAUGUAGUUCAAAUAAUAACAUUCAAAGAAUAUCAAGAAUGGUAGAAAAAUUAUGUACAUUGUUUGGUGAAAAAAUUUGUUCAGUUGAGGGCAAAAAUUAUUAUAAUUUUCCAUCUAUUGAAGCAUUAGCAAGUAAAGACAUUGAAAAUAUAUUAAAAAUGGAAAAAUUUGGAUAUCGUGCAAGAUACAUAGCAAAUGCAGCAAAAUGUUUAAUUGAACUUGGUGGAAAAGAAUGGUUAUUAAAUUUGCACAAAAAAAAUAAUGUAUCAUAUAUUCAAGCUAGAAAACAAUUAAUUACUCUUCCUGGGAUUGGUCCAAAGGUUGCAGAUUGUAUAUGUUUGAUGUCAUUAGGCCAUUUAGAGUCUAUUCCUGUAGAUACUCAUAUCUUUCAAAUAGCUAGAACAAAUUAUUUACCUCAUUUAAAACAAUAUAAAACUGUUACUCCAAAAAUUCAUGAAGAAGUUAGUAAUUAUUUGCGUGAAUUAUGGGGUCCUUUAGCUGGUUGGGCUCAAGCUCUUGUUUUUUGUGCAAAAAUUAAUGAUAUUGUUACUACUACCACAUCAAAUUAUAAACAUAAAAAUAAUACAAAUAGUAAAUCAUUUCAUCGUUAGAAUUUGAAAAAUCUUAAAAAAUAAUGUACAUUUAUUAUACAACAAUAGAUUUAUUAUUUAAAUUAAUAUUAUAUUUACUUAAUAAUCUUUCUUAAUUUUUAUAUUACAUCAUAUAUUUAGAAAAAUGUACAAAAUCAUGUAAAAAAUUUAAUUCUAAUUUUUCUUUCAUUCAAAUAUUUACAAUAUUAUUAUCUAAUAAUUAUAUA